Molecule: messenger RNA, 993 nt
Organism: Aspergillus pseudotamarii
Lineage: Eukaryota; Fungi; Ascomycota; Eurotiomycetes; Eurotiales; Aspergillaceae
Exons: 2
Coding region: 125-985 (286 amino acids)
Source: RefSeq, a predicted model, not a curated record
CAGGAGCAGUAGCAAGUUUCUAGUUUAUUCUCCAUUACUUCACAAGUCGACAUCUCUUUGCUUUUAGGUUUGUCAUACUAAUGUGCACACUCGUUCCUCGAGUCAACCUGAGACUUGCGUGCUAAUGUUAAAACUACUCCUAACCUCGUUUCUUCUGUGCCAAUACUCGGUUCAAGCAGAGCCGGGAAUAUUCUACAACCCCCCAACUGGAGGCCCUAUUCAUGUCUACAGGGACAACCCAGUCUACGAACUUGAGCAAAUGGUUCAGUUAAGAUGGGCGACCAGUUUGGAAAGUAUAUCCAUAAUUCUAUGGCAAGAUGAUAAUCCCCAUUUUGAAUUGCUUCAAACAAACCUAUCGGAUAUCACAACGUAUAACUGGAUCGUAUCGACCCAGCGAAGUCUAGAUGAUGGUAAUGUUUUCUUUUUCCAGAUCCGAGAUGCCGACGAAGCGGAGAGCCCGGAUUUCUUUGCUAGCCAUUACUUCAAUAUCACUAAAAGGACGAAAGAUUCGACAACAACAACGACAACAUUGUCAAUAUCAGUAUCAUCAUCCACAACAGUGUCAGUUGCCCCAGCACCGAGACCAACUAGUGAGGCAUUGGCACCAACCAGAGUGAGCUUAACGCCAGCUAGCACAACACCAACAAUAACAUUAACCGACGCGCUUACCACAUCAGCGACUUCGUUAAUCUCUACCACAUCACCCAUUUCACCCUUAUAUCCGAGCAAUAGCGGUGCAAUCUCACCGCAAGCAAAGGUGGGACUUGGAGUUGGCGUCGGACUCGGAUGUGCAUUCCUAUUGACUCUUGCGAUCGUUAUCUGGUAUUUCCAGCUGCGACCGAGGUACUUUCAAGCUGACAGGGCUCAAAACUUGCUCUCGGGAAGUACUGGGGUUGAGUAUAAAUCAUGCAUCUUCAAACCUCGGUCAGCCUGUCUAGUCGAAGUUCCUGGACAUCAACUUGCACAUCAUGAGCUGGCGUCAUGACGUACUAU